AUGUCCGAAGAAAACGGUAUCAAGUCCGAAUCAGAAUCAUCCAGUAGUUCUCCAACCCAUAGUCCUUUCUUCCAAGAGCAUUUUUCUAAAGACCAACAGGAUGAUCCCACCGAUCUGACUUUGUUCGGGAGUAAGGCGCCAACUAUGAUCAGAAGUGGGACGGUUAGGAGAGUCAGCAACAGUGCCAAAUACAGUUCAUCUCUAGAGUCCUUCUCCUCUGACCAGACAGAUUAUGCUAUGAGAAGUGAAACCACAGACCCGAUUAAAGACGGAAAGACUAUCCAGAGUCCAGCGUCUAGCUAUCUAAGUUGGAUAGAAAGUAUCAAUAGCGCAUAUUUCGGAAACAAUAACUCCAUUGGGCCCCAUCAUACCAACGCAGAUAUUGAUAGCAAAGUAGGGGAGUGGAACAACUUCUGGCUCAACUAUAGCAAUGAAAACGCCAGGAAGCGGUAUUUGUCUAGUCCAUAUCCAAGUGCUGACGAAAAAACUUUCCAGGUGGAAGAUUUUUCUGAAGGACAAAGCAGUAGCACCACUCAGAAAGAACUAACUGAUGACAGGAACUCAACCGAGUAUGUUUCUUUGACUGUGGAAGAGAUUCAGGAAGCUUUGAAAUGUUCUAAGAGGAUUACGGAAAUUAUGCAGAAUGCUCUUACAAGAAAUGAACAUGAUUGCGACAUGUAUAAUAGGGAAAAUUCUGUUUACUCAGAAACACAAUCAUCUCUAAACAAUUCGUCUUUGAAAGAAGAAAAUAUACAAGCACUACGCGAGGAUAUGAUGAACGUUUCAAGAGAAAGAUCCUAUUCGUAUAUUAUAAAUACACAAGAAUUGAUCAAACAAAAGGAAUCAUUGAAACCUUCCAUCCAGGCUUCAAGCACUAGCUGCAUAAAUGCUUUAAUGAACACGGGAGUUGCUGAUAUGCUGAAGAGGGUAAUCAACAAAAGGCGUGACGUCAUGACUCCUGAUGAUUUAUCUUCCAUGACUAGAAGGAGUUUCUCGGAAUGGAGCAAUAAAUGA
Molecule: messenger RNA, 1014 nt
Organism: Phaedon cochleariae (mustard beetle)
Lineage: Eukaryota; Metazoa; Arthropoda; Insecta; Coleoptera; Chrysomelidae
Source: the annotation of a GenBank genome assembly